UCCGCGAAAGCCUGAAACACGAGCAUAAAAAGAGCGACUGAGAGAGAGUGGGGUCGUGGCUGGUCCCCUGGUCGCGCAGGUGAAGGGGAUAUCGGCCGAGCUCGAGGCCGCGGUGCGCGCCGCCAAGCAGCCGACAGGAACGCAGUACACCGAGCCGACGAAAUUGAUCAGUUGUGCGCGAGGUAGCGGCGCACCGGAUACCAGCUUCGUCGCCGUCUUCGUCAUGAACUGCGCCACCCUCGUCCUCGUUGCCGGCACCCUUGCCUACGCCGAGGCGGCGAGCUUCCUCCCCGGCGCGCCCAGCUGCCCCGACCCCCACGGCGUCUUCGCCUACGCCCAUCCGGAGGACUGCCAUGCGUUCUUCCUCUGCACCAACGGCACCCUGACGCUCGAGCGCUGCGAGAACGGACUGCUGUUCGACGGCCACGGCGCGGUGCACAACCACUGCAACUACAACUGGGCCGUGGACUGCGGCAAGCGCUUCGUCGACCCCACUCCGCUGAGCUCGGCGGCCUGCGAGUACCAGUUCGGCAUCUACCCGGACAGCGACUCGUGCAGCACCACCUACACCAAGUGCGCCUACGGCGAGCCUCACCAGGCCCACUGCGACCCUGGCCUCGCCUACGACCACAAAAGCCACACUUGCGUCUGGCCCGACCAACUGAUACCCCUCUGUAACCCCGAGGCCGUCGUCGGCUUCAAGUGUCCCAGUCAUCCGCCCAACGGCGCCGCCGCCAGAUUCUGGCCGUUCCCCAGGUUCCCGGUGCCGGGCGACUGCGGUCGCCUCGUUACCUGCGUCGAGGGACACCCGCGGCUCGUCACUUGCGGCGACGACAAGCUCUUCGAUUCCGAGACGCUCAGCUGCCUGGACCAGGACGAGCUGCCUCACUGCGCAUAAAGGCCAACCCGAACGCAACGCGAACAGUCGGGAGAAAUUUCGCGGCUACGCCGGAUGGGCUUUUUUCGUGACAGCGUCGGACUCGUAUCAAUGGGAGAAAUUUCGCGAAAGCGUGGCACCUGGACUCGUUCCCAGAGUUCGCUUGUAA
Phymastichus coffea is the source of this 1046-nucleotide messenger RNA. It is a transcript of the gene Cpap3-d, whose product is annotated as protein obstructor-E. The transcript has 5 exons. The record is from RefSeq and is a predicted model, not a curated record. Gene Ontology annotation, molecular function: chitin binding. The coding region runs from base 224 to 898 and encodes 224 amino acids. Lineage: Eukaryota; Metazoa; Arthropoda; Insecta; Hymenoptera; Eulophidae. Gene Ontology annotation, cellular component: extracellular region.